AUGAUGUCCCUUCGAGGAAAGCCCUUGGUCUAUCUGGUCACCGUCGUUAGCUCGACCGGCUUCUGCCUGUUCGGCUACGACAAUGGCCUCAUGGGCCAGGUCAUAUCGGAGCCCAGCUUCCUGAACAUAGUAGGCAAUCCCGACGCGGCGGUGCAGGGCUUUGCCGUGUCCUCCUACGAUAUUGGCUGCAUGCUGGGUGCCCUGGCCGCGCUGUUCAUCAGUGAGCAGAUCGGCCGGAAACAAACCAUCCUGCUGGCUUGCAUCGUCCACCUGGUCGGGGAUGUCAUCAAUGCCUCCUCCUAUUCUCUCGCCCAAUUCUUGGUCUCCCGGAUCAUCCUCGGCAUAGGCCUCGGCCUGUUCACGAGUGCCUCGCCCGUCUGGCUCGCCGAGACGGCCACGGCACAGAUGCGAGCCGUCAUGGUUGCCGUCCAGCUGACGUUCCUGAUCAUCGGUACGAAUAUCGCUUACUGGGUCGAUUACGGUCUCGGCUUCCUCGACAACGAGAUUAGCUGGCGUGUCCCUUUUGCCUUGCAGGCCAUCUAUCCAAUCCUAGCUUUUGCCUUUACGUUAUUCCUGCCGGAAUCUCCCCGCUGGCUUGCCUCCCACGGCCAAACCGAGGCCGCCGCCGUGGCUUUGUCGGCAUUCCGUGACCUCCCCGAGGACCACGAGAUGAUUCGGGCGGAAUUGCAGGAUAUCGCUUCCGCCAUCGCCCUCGAGGCAGACGGUGGAUCCUGGAGUGCCCUCUUCCGACAGGGCCCCAACAAGGUUCGCACGCGAGUCAUCAUCGCCUGCGCAGCCAACGCGAUGCAGAGCUACACGGGCAUCAACUUUGUGGAGUACUAUUUUCCGUACAUCCUGACCAACUCGGUCGGACUUAGCACGAACCUUGCGAAUCUGGUGGCUGGCUGCUCACAGGUUUGGUUCUUGCUCUCCUCCUUCCUGACAUGGUACUACAUCAACAAGCUUGGGCGCCGCCGGCUGUUUUAUCUGGGCAACAUCGGGAUGGGCUGCUGCAUGGUGGCCGUGUGUAUCACACUAUGGAAGGCCACCCACGUCUCCGCCAUUCUGACCAUUGUGUUCUUUUUCAUCUAUCUGUCGUUCUUCACCUGGGGGUGGAUGUCGAACAUGUGGACCUAUCCCGCCGAGAUCGUGCCGCUGCAUGUCCGUGGCAAGGCGAUGGCUCUGUCCGUGAUAUUCCAAUUUUCAAACCAGUUUUGGACAGUCGAGAUCGCGCCAGUCUCGAUUGACAGCAUCGGCUGGCGGACGUAUAUCAUCUGGGCCGUGCUCAACUUCGCCUGCUGCCUGGUGGUAUAUUUGUAUUUCCCCGAGACCUCGGCCCUCACCCUCGAAUCCGUCGACUUUUUGUUCUCGUCGUCGAACAACAUCCGGGAGGUGGUCGCACGCAGUGAGAACUUGUGGUCGAACCACUACCAUCUCGAUGUUGGGGCGGCGGCAGCAGCGGCGGGAAGCGAUGGAAAGGAAAAGGCCAUGGAAGCGGGGGCUGCGCAGGUGUCACACAUCGAGGAGCCUGCACAAGAAUAG
Messenger RNA from Aspergillus sclerotioniger CBS 115572, 1542 nucleotides. RefSeq names its product general substrate transporter. Lineage: Eukaryota; Fungi; Ascomycota; Eurotiomycetes; Eurotiales; Aspergillaceae. Bases 1 to 1542 code for a protein of 513 amino acids. Gene Ontology annotation, molecular function: carbohydrate:proton symporter activity. Gene Ontology annotation, biological process: carbohydrate transport; transmembrane transport. The record is from RefSeq and is a predicted model, not a curated record. The transcript has a single exon. Gene Ontology annotation, cellular component: membrane.